UUUAUGUCUCACACCACCAAAAACGCAGCGUUCACCUUUGCGUGGAUGCUCCACUCUGCACUCCACGCUCCACCAGGAGAACAACAGCAAAAACAAAGCAACAGCAGAUCUCCGCCCCAACAGCAGCACCCCAUCCAACAACAGCGACGACCUUGCGGAACCAUCCAUCUGUGUUUCGGUGUUUGUGGAUCUGUCUCUUGCCACUACACGGAAGACGAGCUACUACUAGUCAGUCUGAAUCGGAGCAUAGGUCGCAUUGUCAGAAACAACAGCACGAUAGCAGAAGAGAUAGAGUCAUACUAAUACUUUCGGCUCGCCAAACAAGGACAAUGAGCGGUCGCGUGGAGAUUGGAUCGAAGCGCAGUCGCAACUGCGUGAGCCCGCCUCCAACCGUAGACGAUGAAGAAGACCACGCCAAGGUCAGCAGCAGCAGUAGCUCUGAUACGACGAGUAGUAGUGCCAACGCUCCAGCGAAUUUGGUAUGGAAACAAUGGACGUCCAACUUUCGCAAGACUCGUCGACUCGAGAACGACCUGAUUGUGGAAGAAGGGAUCGAUGCAGCUGUGGAGCGACACAUGAGUUUGAACAAGAAGCGGUCACUGAUGGACGACGACAGUGAUUCAGACGAUGAGGGGAACUACUACAAACUCGACGUGCCACAACGGCGACAUCCUCUGGAAUUCACGCCUUCGGGGUUUUUGCCGCGGCUGGGACCGCAGCAAGUGACUCCUGUCUCGUGUGAUCCGGGUGCCUUGCCCGUUUGUUCCCUGCGUCGAUACGGUCAUGGAGAUGAAGAAGACGAAUUUGCAGAUCGAAUACCGCCGCCUCCGCCUUCGUUUCAUCGAUAUCCCAGUAAGAAACGCGCCGUGGGCUUGGCGCGACCGGAACCCGAGCAAGACUUUUAUAGUCGCACCAUGGCACCGCCGCUAUUCACACGGGGAGUCAGCAGUUUGGCUAUCGAAAAGGAGGGGCUCUUGAAAAAAUUGGCUGCAAAUUCGACGGUCAGUAGUGCUUCUACUGCAUCGACGGCAACAACCACUACUGCUCCACUCUUUUCCGCAUCACUUCCCCCUCCAUCGUGGCCUCCCGCGCCUCCCAUGCUAGGUCUUGCUUCCAAAUUACAAUCAUCGCUUCCACAGGGAGACGCCAAGUCGAAUAACCUUCAAGAAAACGCCGUAGCCAACUGAGCUAUGUCCUUUUUUGUAAUAUCAAUAACUCAACAAAUCCCCUCUGCUCCGGAUGGAAUGGCAGGAUUUUUCCCCGAUUUAUUUAGAAUCCCAGAAUUAGAACUCACGCACAGCAAAACAAAGGUGGAUAGGAGUCCAAAGAAACCUUCCCAACGAUUACUACCAAUGCUGGUGGUACCAUUUUAUUUGUUGUCCGCAAGGGACUGACAUGAUAGGCAGCUAUGUAUCUACCGUAAUGAUUCUCGUUUCCUUAGAAACAUCACAGGAAGAAACAUUCUACUAGCUACCGGUAUUGUGCAACGUGUACGGUACCAAGUCAGAUCCACACUAAAGAAAGGCGGUGACGAUACCGGUAGAGUUUGUAGAGGAACGAACAAUCCAAAACACGAAACGGGGUUAGACCAAAGAGAACGGAAUUCGAGCAUCGAACGCAGGAUCCUAGUCCGGGCACUGAUUACCAGGCCAGAAUCAUUCGAUUCGGGGACGGCGGUAACUGGAAAGGCUUGCUGGAUGCUGCAAAUAAAAUGAAAAUCCCGGCGGAGUCGAGUUACAUACGGUGACGGAGAUAGAUUUUGGCCAGCGUUGUCACUCACGAAUAAUCCUUUCAGUGGCGGCAGACACGUGGGAGUGUUGGCAUGGGAUAACUAGAUCUGAAUGUAAGGCCGCUACAGUACGGACAUGAAACGUUACGAUAGACAGUAAGAGCGGGAGGUUGAGCUUGGACAACAGCCAGCCAGUAGGCGACCACGACGUGCGACUGGCUCGUCAUUGUCCAAUUCGGGUUGAAUGCAUUCCAAAUGCAUUGAUUUCGUACCGUGCUCUGGUUUCGUUUCGUCAAUGUACAUGUAGCAACCGGUGGACUGUCAGUUGUUUGGCCCUGGCUUUGCUUACAGAAUGGUUGAAUCGAAUAGUUUCGUGGUUGCUGAGGGGUGGCAUGACGGCAAAGUGACAAUCUACCAGUACAUACGACACCAGCCACAAACCACUCGACUCCGUAGAAGAUUACGAAGUCGUUGCAGUCCGACACAAGAUCGAAUCCCACAACAUUGAAGGCGUCACAGCGCGUUCAUUGAUCCAGAUGUGGGACCUGGCUGGUGUUGCCUUGACAUCAUUUGCUUGGGGAAGCUUCAUGUAUUGAAGGGCGUCCCGUUGGAAUGGGUUCUAGCCUGGAUUUGGUCUAGAGGGACAGGUAGAAGCGUGUGUCCUGGGAUUGAAGUUUGGCUCCAAAAGUUAGACUGGGUGUACCGUAGGUCUUGGAGCUGGACCAGAUAUCGGUCCUGGUGGCCAGUAUCAGGUCCGGGGCUUGCUUUGAUGUCUGUUCAGGCACGCGUUGGACUGGGAUUGAGACCUGGAGUUGGACCAGGGUAGGUCCCGGUGUGGUAGGUGCAAGAUUUGGCCAUGUAGUUGGUCUGGGUGCUGGGGCAGGUCCAAGGGCAGUGCCAGAUGUUUGCCCUGGAGUUGGUCUGGGG
Molecule: messenger RNA, 2656 nt
Organism: Seminavis robusta
Lineage: Eukaryota; Bacillariophyta; Bacillariophyceae; Naviculales; Naviculaceae
Source: the annotation of a GenBank genome assembly